AUGGUGGAAGGAUUCUUCACAACCGGAGCAAUUAAGGAUCUCUAUGGGGAUUUCAAAAUCACAACUUGUGGCCGAUGUGUAAGCGCAUGGUUUAUUAUGCUGACGUACCUCUUCAUGCUUGCCUGGCUUGGAGUCACAGCUUUUACCUCACUACCGGUUUACAUGUACUUCAAUCUUUGGACUGUUUGUCGAAAUGCCACUGUAGUUGGUGAUGCAAAUUUUUGUUUGGACCUUCGUCAGUUUGGCAUUGUACCAAUCGGUGAGGAAAAGAAACUGUGUACCCCAUCUGAAACCUUCCUGAGGAUGUGUGAAUCUACUGAUCUGAACAUGACAUUCCAUCUCUUUAUUGUUGCCUUGGCUGGUGCUGGAGCUGCAGUUAUUGCUAUGGUCCAUUACCUAAUGGUGCUAUCUGCCAACUGGGCCUAUGUGAAAGACGCCUGCCGAAUGCAAAAAUAUGAAGACAUCAAAUCCAAGGAAGAACAGGAACUUCACGACAUUCACUCCACCCGUUCUAAAGAGCGACUUAAUGCUUACACAUAA
Molecule: messenger RNA, 540 nt
Organism: Staurois parvus
Lineage: Eukaryota; Metazoa; Chordata; Amphibia; Anura; Ranidae
Source: the annotation of a GenBank genome assembly